Messenger RNA from Miscanthus lutarioriparius, 366 nucleotides. The record is from the annotation of a GenBank genome assembly. NCBI's taxonomy places the organism in Eukaryota, Viridiplantae, Streptophyta, Magnoliopsida, Poales, Poaceae.
AUGUUCGAAUGCUCCGCCGUCGGCACGUUGCCUGACUGGCUUGGAGAACUGCAUUCUCUGCGACGCCUUGAACUGAGUAGGGGCGAUUUGAAGCAGUUCCCAGAGGCGAUUCAGCGCCUCACCUCGCUUGAACAUCUCCGCAUUUCAUCAGGUCCUGCACUGACGGUGCUGCCGGAGUGGAUUGGACAACUCUCUGCGCUUCGUUCGCUUUGGAUCGAGCAUUCCCCUGCCCUUCAAUACUUGCCCCAAUCCAUACGACGCCUAACUGCUCUCGAGGAAUUGUACAUUUAUGGUCGCCCUGGUUUGGUGGCGGCGGCGGCGGCGGCGCUCCCUGCCCCUCUCCUUCGUCACCUAUGGCGGCGCUAG